AUGGAUCCAUCUUUGUAUCUUUCCAGUGAUCCUCAGUUCAGUCCUCAUGCUUCAUCUCCCACCUCCGACCCUUUUGACUCUGCUCCGAGUAGCCCCUAUUUCGAUGGACCAUCAGAUAUCGAGAUUUCAGACAAUAACAAUGUCUUCCAACCUCAGCCACAACCCGAUCCCCAGCUGGAGUCGCAGAACCCUUAUCAACCGACCAUUCAUCCGCUUGAUGAGCCCUCGAGAGACUUUUCGUACUCGGAAAUGAUUUCUGCGGCGAUUGCAGCGUUGGACGAACCAGAAGGUUCGAGCAAGAAGGCAAUUUCGAGGUACAUUGAGGAAAACAACACCACUUGUUGGUUACCUGUUGCUCACAAGCUUUUGCUGGGUCACUAUCUCAAGAUAUUUACGACCAUUGGUCUCCUUGUGAGGGUGAGGAAGUCCUAUAAACUCGCAGUUCCUUUUCCUCCGGAGAGCGUUGCUGUUGUUGCUUCCCCUGCAAGUUUGCAAACCCCCAAAUCUGAGAUUCUCCCAAUUGACGACACCGUCAACGAACAAGGUCUGCUUGAUCUGGCGGAUGCUUCUGCUUCUUUUUCUGCUUCUGCUUCUGAGAUCCCUCAGAAGCGAGGUCGUGGUCGACCCCCAAAGCCUAAGCAUGGAGCUCAACAACCGACCGCCCAUGCUAACGGAUUGCCAAGCUUGGAGCAAAACGAAAUGGCUGUGACCAAUCCGACCGUGACCAAUCCAACUGAGGAGGUUCAAGUUACAGUGUCGGCAAGGAGAGGACCUGGUCGUCCAAGGAAAGGUGGAUCUGCUCCAAUCUCUCGUGCUGGUGUCAUGAAACAAAGAGGAAGACAGAGGAAGCCCACACCCGUCUCGGCUACUGCCUUUGUGAAUCCUCAGGUCGCCAACAGUGCUAGCAUGGCUGAGACUAGCGACACCGUUGUUGCUCCAACAGGUGUACAAGUUGUGGCGGUUGCGCGGAGGAUUAAGCAUGGACGAGGAAGACCACCUAAGAUCGGUGGUGUUUUGAAUAGGAUUAUUACAAAGCCAAAGCGAGGACGAGGAAGACCAGGUAGACCUAGAAAGAACACAACAUUGGCAGUCACUGGUGUCAGUGGGCCACAAGAUACGGGCUAUGAAGAACUCAAGAAGAAGUAUGAUCUCUAUAAAGAGAAAGCCUUGGAAAUCGUGAAUGUCUUAAGAGCCAAGAUUGCAACUAACAAUCCAGCAGUAUUGGUAGCCAUAACGAACCUGGAGGAGCUAACUGGAUAUGGGAUGGUUGAGCCAGAAGUGAUGGAAGAGAACACAACAUUGGCAGUCGCUGGUGCCACUGGGCCACAAGAAUCGGGCUAUGAAGAACUCAAGAAGAAGCUUGAUCUCUAUCAAGAGAAAGCCUUGGAAAUCGUGAGUGUCUUGAGAGCUAAGAUUGCAACUAACAAUCCAGCAGUAUUGGUAGCCAUGAUGAACCUUGAGGAGCUAAGUGGAUAUGGGAUGGUUGAGCCAGAAGUGAUGGAAGAGGUGCAGCCAGAUGAUGUAGCACCACAGACUGAAGCAGAACCACAUACUGAAGAUGCACCACAGACAGGAGCAGAGGCAAUGCAACAAUCUAUACAAAUCGCUCCACCAACUAAGAACGGCCAUGCACCACCACCCAUAGAAUCAAGAAAGAGCUCUCAGUCUGUCAAUCCUUACUAUGUCUGGACCUGCGCCGGAGGCACGACCCGGCCAGUUAAGGCCAGGAGCGUAUCGCCGACAGAAGGGACAAGCCGACCGGAACUUGCCCUAAAGCAGACAAGCCGACCCAUCCCAAGUUUGCAAACUACCCUAUCUGAGAUUCUCCCAACUGACGACACUGUCAACGAACAAGGUCUGCUUGAUCUGGCGGCUGUCUCUGCUGCUGCUUCUUCUGCUCGAGGUUGUGGUCGACCCCCAAACCCUGAGCCUGAAUCUCAACAACCCAUCGCCCACGCAAACGGAUUGCCAAGCUUGCAGCAAGACCAAGUGACCGUGACCAAUCCGACCGUGACCAUUCCAACUGAGGAGGUUCAAGUUACCGUGUCGGCAAAGAGAGGACCUGGUCGUCCAAGGAAAGAUGGAUCUGCUCCAAUCUCUCGUGCUCGUGUGUCUGGUGUCAUGAAACAAAGAGGAAGACCGAGGAAGUCCACACCCGUCUCGGCUACUGCCUUUGUGAAUCCUCAUGUCGCCAACAGUGCUAGCAUGGCUGAGCCUAGCGACACCGUUGUUGCUCCAGAAGGUGUAGAAGUUGCUGUGGCUGAGACUGGCGACACCGUUGUUGCUCCAUCACGUAUGGAAGUUGCUGUGGCUGAGACUAGCGACACUGUUGUUGCUCCAGCACGUUUAGAAGUUGUUGUGGCUGAGACUAGCGACACCAUUGUUGUUCCAGCACGUGCAGAAGUUGCUGUGGCUGAGACUAGCGGCACCGUUGUUGUUGCUCCAGCACGUGUAGAAGUUGCUGUGGCUGAGACUAGCGACACUGUUGUUGCUCCAGCAGGUGCAGAAGUUGUGGCGGUUGCGCCGAGGAUUAGGCGUGGACGAGGAAGACCACCUAAGAUCGGUGGUGUUGUGAAUAGGGUUAUUGCGAAGCCAAAGCGAGGACGAGGAAGACCAGGUCGACCUAGAAAGAACACAACACUGGCCGUCACUGGUGCUGCUGUGCCACAAGAUACGAGCUAUGAAGAACUCAAGAAGAAGUUUGAUCUCUUUCAAGAGAAAGCCUUGGAAAUCGUGAACGUCUUGAGAGCUGAGAUUGAAACUAACGAUCCAGCAGUACUGGAAGCCAUGGUGAACCUGGAGAAGCUAACUACAGUUGGGACGAUGGAACCAGAAGUGAUGGAAGAGGUGCAGCCAGAGGAUGUAGCACCACAGGCUGAAGCAGAACCACCUACUGAAGCCGGAGAGCAGACUGAGAUGGAGACUCAGAUCCAGACAGGAGCAGAGGCAAUGCAAGAAGCUACGUUCUGA
Messenger RNA from Microthlaspi erraticum, 2970 nucleotides. The record is from the annotation of a GenBank genome assembly. NCBI's taxonomy places the organism in Eukaryota, Viridiplantae, Streptophyta, Magnoliopsida, Brassicales, Brassicaceae.